UGAAGGAAAGUGGUGGCAGACUGGAGCGGGUGCGGCGUGUUGACUGGCGUUGUUGUAUCGGUUGCUUCGGGCUUGCUGAGAUCGUAUUAAGGUGUUGUAGAUGUUCUGCGGAUGUGCUCGGUUUUCGUGAAUGAGCAGUAGCGCGUCAAGUGUUGUGUGGUGAACCGCGAAGCAACUCGUAGAACAUCUCCUGUGUAAGUACCUGCGACUAGCGUGCGUCAACGUCGUCGCGUGUGUUCUCGAUCGACGCGGCAGCCAUGGAAGCGGGAAAAGAAAACCCUCUGGUCCUUUCGUGGCACGACACGGCGUGGUUGCCCGCGCUAGACCCUUCAAAUGUGAUGGACUACUUCUCAGAACGUAGCAAUCCGUUUUAUGACCGCACGUGCAACAAUGAGAUCGUGAAGAUGCAGCGAUUGAAUCCCGACCAGUUGACCCACAUGACGGGCCUGGAAUACGUGCUGUUGCAUGCACAGGAUCCCAUCCUGUACGUGGUGCGCAAACAGCAUCGCCACUCGCCUACCCAGGUGACACCGCUGGCCGACUACUACGUGCUAGCAGGCGUUGUCUACCAGGCGCCGGACCUCGGCUCGGUGCUCAACUCGAGACUGUUGGGUGCUGCUCACGCGCUGCAGGGCGCGCUCCACGAAGCCAUGGGCUACGCGAGGUACCACCCGUCGCGAGGAUAUUGGUGGCACUUCAAGGACAACCCCGCUGCUACCACUGCUACCACGACGCCCGCCACUACCGGCGCCGCGCCGAGCAACACAGGCGCGAGCCUAUUCCAGCGGCGCCGGGUUGAUAUGCUCCUCGCGGAGCUGGCGGCAAAAUUCCCUCCCGAGCCGCCCAAGCCGGAGCCCGCCGACGUCAAGCCGGCGAAGACCGCCGACAAGAAGCAGGCCCGACCCGCGUCUUAGCGCACUCGGUGGUGCCGAGUCACUAUCGUCUUUCAGCAAGUUCUCCCUGCUGUAAGAAGGCCGGGCAACAUUGUUUGUGCACAUUUUCCACGCAGAAAGCCAGCCAAACCGCCUGCCCUGUGUGAAGGGCAGUGUUUCUAUGCCAUCUUGCAGCACAGCACCUUUGCCGAUUACAGCAGUGUUUCAACUUGUUACGUUUCCAAGCAACAUGGAGUGGCACAUCUGUGUAAUCAGUGCAACAGUACUCUGAUCUCUGCUGUUGUUGCACGGAGCUGUACCUAAAGUGGUCUAUUGUUGUACGAUGCUUACUUGCAUUGUACAUCAAAACAUAGCACGCCAUUAUGUAUACAAGAUUCUCUUCCUCCGCUAGUUUCCAAUUGCAGACCCCUUGAGUCCUGUGUAUUAAAGUGAACGUUGAAUGGCUGCCAAGUGGAAUGAUCCCAUGCACUGUUGCCACACACUGGCAGUCCUGGGGCUGUAUUCUGUAAGAGUCUACCUAGUGGACUGUCCAUUUCGCCAACCGUUGAUUCGCUGCUGCUUGAUGUGCAGGAAGGUGCCAGCCAGUCUCCUUCCUGCACGUCAAGCAGCAGCGAUUCAACGGUCGCCGAAAUGGACAGUCCACUAGGUAGACUUGCAGAAUACCGCCCCCCGUUCUCCAUGCCACUGCAGCGUAAUGAGAACAUUGUACGGCAAGUGGCUAUUAAUUUUUUUUCAUUGUGCAAACAUUAGUGGAACGACUUUUGCAAAUAUUCCUUCAAUACACAGGGUACACACUGCUGCUGCUGGCCACUUGCCACCGACUGAUGGAAACACAUGUGGAAUAUAUAAAGUGCUUUUUGUUUUUCUUGCUAUUAUGACGAAAUAGAGAUGGCAUAGGAAAUGCACUAUGCAGCUUGACUUGCGACCUACCUGAGUGCUCAACUCAUCACCUUUGCCAUUUUACAGCAUCUAGUCUAGCAGUGACUACAGUCACUCUAUUGAUGCAGUGAUUGUACUGUAAAUGGAUUACACAAUAUUUAUUGACUGCCCUUUUAUGCUCUAGGUGCUGCGGAUGGAUUCCACCUCGCUGUACUUUACACAUUGAUGCAUAAAAAUAGUUCGGGUAGUGCCCUCCAGUGGCACUGUCACAUUCAAUGUGCAAGUCUGUAAAUAUUCUGAGAGGGUCAUAGGGGGGCUACCUUGCUACUGAGAAGGCAAAUUCACUGACUCCCAGCUGGUACAGAGGAAACUGUUUUUCAUUAAUAAAUGGGGACUGUGUGUAGAAAGUUCUUAUCUGCUUUCAUGCCUUCACAUGGUAUCUAAAAGAAUAACAGCACCAUAAUGUGCUCCAUUGAUACCAAGGCAAAUAUGAAAUAUACACCAGUGGAUCAGGCAAUUGAUUGCAAAAGCUUGCUGUGCCAAACACCAGUUAGGCUUGCCAGUAUUUGCGACCUCUCCCAACUCGAGAGGAUCCUAGCAAAAAUGCCUUUUACAUUUUAUUACUGCCACUCGGGUCCCGCACAAACCUGAAAGAUCAAAUGGCACGGGUACAUGCAGUGCGACAAUUUUCUGUCGUGGUAGCGUAACACGGCCGCUUUACUUUAAUGCAAUGUGUACGUUUAGUAAAAGACAUCUCCGCCCUACGCUCACUCGCUAGCAACCCUGUGCACCACAAUCAGACAAAAACUUGUGGGGAUGCCAUCUUACUCGGAUGGAGAGCAGAUAUGCACCACUCACCCCCAUGCUGAAAAUAGGCUGGCUAGCAGUUCAUUUCGAUCAUGCCACCCACUGCGUAUGAUGCGACCAUCUUGACAUGAUGAGGCGAGAAAUAAUCCCACAUUCUGUCGGUGCUUACACCAGCAUUGACAGAAUUGACAAGCCAUAUGCUGCCAUCACAUUGAAAUCGCAGGCUUUCAC
Messenger RNA from Dermacentor silvarum, 2810 nucleotides. It is a transcript of the gene MED6, whose product is annotated as mediator of RNA polymerase II transcription subunit 6. The record is from RefSeq and is a predicted model, not a curated record. Gene Ontology annotation, biological process: regulation of transcription by RNA polymerase II. The coding region runs from base 258 to 914 and encodes 218 amino acids. The transcript has 2 exons. NCBI's taxonomy places the organism in Eukaryota, Metazoa, Arthropoda, Arachnida, Ixodida, Ixodidae. Gene Ontology annotation, molecular function: transcription coactivator activity. Gene Ontology annotation, cellular component: mediator complex; core mediator complex.